AUGCAAGUCAGACACGUCGUUGGAUUGACGGUGUUGCUGGUGGCGGCGGUGCCGUUGCAAAUGUACUUGAUGAGGUACAACCGAGACUUCAGAGACUUGGUGUCGGAAAUCGCGAAAAACUUACCGAACGACCUGCUACAGCUGUCUACCGACUACGUCACCGGAUACGUCGGCACCGCGAACAAUUACCUGCAAAGUACAUACGACUAUUUGGGUUUAUCAAAACCAUUUGAAGAUGGUUCACCGGGAGACCAAGAAGUGCCGGAAAAUUUAAUAAUGAAUUUUAGACCACCUCAUUUAGAAUUCAGGAUUGGAAAUGUGGUAUUGACACAUACCAUGACAGCAGGCGUUAUUGUUGGAUGGAACAUUGAUAUAACCGAUCUCACUAAAGAACCGGAAUACCUAAUUUUAUCGGAAGUUCAUGAAGAAUUGAUCAAAUUAGACCAAGACAAAAUUGUAGUUAUACUACAAAACAUUAAGAUAAAUCACAAAAAUAUAGACCAAUAUUUUAAAAGUUUUGAUGGAAUGGGAUACAUACCAAAGGAAUCAUUACAAAAACUGUACCCAAAAGGUUAA
Messenger RNA from Macrosiphum euphorbiae (potato aphid), 576 nucleotides. Lineage: Eukaryota; Metazoa; Arthropoda; Insecta; Hemiptera; Aphididae. The record is from the annotation of a GenBank genome assembly.